AUAAGACGCGGAAGAAGGAAGAAAUACCCAAAGAAAAUAAAGCAGUUUGAUUUUUUUUACCUGAAUUUUUUUUUCAAAUGAGAGGUUUAUUAUGACAACAUUAUGGACAAGUCCGGCAAGGAAACUCCGGUUCCUCGACCACGAACCAAAGGCAUCAGUGGACGUCUUGGUCUGGGAAGGAAAGGUUCCCAUGAAUCUAAUUCCUUAUAUGUGUUAACGCAUCGCCGCAGGGCGUCUGAACCCUCCAUCAAAAAUGAUGCUCUGGUCCAACCUCAUCAGUCCCGAAAAAUCUUAAACACGCCACCGGCCUGUGAACAUCACCCAAAUUAUUCGUAUGAUCAGUAUUGCUUUCAUUGUGAAGUACCAGUUUGCUUUGAAUGUGCUACUUCCGGUAAGCAUGACGGCCAUGACGUUCAAAACGUGUCAAUCAUGUACGAUUCUUUGCAGGAACUCAUCACAAAAGAUACACAAGAGCUGGAAAAUUUUAUUUCGCCAUUUUACGACACAGUUAUGUCGGACAUUGAAGUGACGCAUAAAGUCGUUGCAAACAAACAUCAAGACAGAAAGAAGACAAUAUUAGACCUAAGGAAAGAUCUAAGAAAGAUGGUUGAUGAUAUUACAGAAAGGCUUCUCAAAGAAGAGGAGAAAAUGGAAGCAGACGACAUCAGCAGUCUUCAAUCGCUGGAGAAGAAAUUCCUUAAAAUGCGAAACCGAGUUCGACUGACAAUAGAAGAGAAUAACAAAAUCAUGAACGAUUCAAAUUUCCCUAGACUUAUAAAUCAACUCCUUCGUUACACAUCCAAAAAUCAGUAUUUUCGAGAUGUACCCGAAAGAUUUGAGAUGGUGGUCUCUGAUUUCAAUCCAUCAACACCUAUUGAGAGCGAUCUGUCGGAAAAGAUCGGGAAUCUGGGUCAAACCAUAACGAGGCCCAUACAGAGACAGAGAUUGCCAACUUUAAGAAAAGUAGCUGAUAAAAACCCGAAAACGAUGGGUUCAACUCACUGUGUUCUUGAUCGUGUGAAGACGGGUUUCGUGCGAACUGCAAGAGUGUCCUCCUCUCCUCAAACAGACGAGUUUUACGUGUGUGGUGACAACAAAGUGAUUAAACAUUUCCGUAAAAGAGAGGAAGUGGACAAAAUUUCGACCCUGUGCGAAAACGAACCCUUUGAUCUGACGGUCAACAAAGAUGGACACCUUGUUUACAGUGACUAUGACGACGGAAGUGUGAACAUCGUUAAGAAUGGCAAGAUAGAACGUUUGCUCAAAUUACUGGAAUGGAGACCACAAGCCUUGUGCUGCACUUCUGCAAAUGAAUUGCUUGUCACGAUGAGAUUAGAAGAUCGCUCGCAGAGUAAGAUAGUCCGUUACUCAUGUUAUUCAGAGUGCAAAGUAAUGCAAGAAAUCCAAUAUAAUGAAAGUCGAACGCCCCUUUAUUCUAAUCCAGCCUUCAUUGAAGAAAACAAAAACUUGGAUAUCGUUGUCAGUGACUGGGGUACUAGGACUAUUGUGGUGGUCACAAAGAUGGGAAAGUUGCACUUCUCCUACACCGGGAACUUGCAGGCUAACAGAUACCGAACAUUUAACCCGUACGGUGUGGCCACAGACAGUUCUUGUCAUAUUCUGAUCGCGGACUUUGAUAACAAUGUGGUACACAUCAUUGAUAAGAAUGGACAGUUCCUUCUUUACUUAGACAGUUGUCACCUCUGUUAUCCGUGGGACCUCAGUACAGACAGUAACGACAUUCUGUAUGUUGCCGAGUGUUAUUCUAAUGAUGUGAAAAGAAUCAAAUAUCUUAAAUAACUAUUUAUACAAUGUAUAAUUAAUCCUUAAUUUGCUACUAAGACGGAGGUAAAAGGUUUGUUGUUUUAUUUUCCAGAGUUUUAUGACAUUUAAAAUGAGAUGUAAAUGUACACCUUACAGAGCAAGUAUUGAGUGUAUUAUUAUUUUGAAAAUAGAAAAAAUGAUUGUUUAGAAAAAAUUAGUAUUUAUUAUUUUUGUUAUAAUGU
Saccostrea cuccullata (small rock oyster) is the source of this 2006-nucleotide messenger RNA. RefSeq lists its product as uncharacterized. Lineage: Eukaryota; Metazoa; Mollusca; Bivalvia; Ostreida; Ostreidae. Gene Ontology annotation, biological process: protein polyubiquitination; proteasome-mediated ubiquitin-dependent protein catabolic process; negative regulation of translation. Bases 103 to 1800 code for a protein of 565 amino acids. The record is from RefSeq and is a predicted model, not a curated record. The transcript has 2 exons. Gene Ontology annotation, molecular function: zinc ion binding; protein binding; ubiquitin protein ligase activity.